AUGAGCACCCGGCGUAGUCGACUCCGCCGCGUUCGGUGGCUGCCGCACCAACGCAUUGUGAUUCUCAAAGAGGUCGAUCUGUGGACCGAGGACUGCGUAACGGAGAGCGUGCACGUUGUCGCGGAGCGACUUUGGCGGAUUCGUGCAGAUGCGAGGCGCACUGACAGAGCGCAGUACUUCGCCGAGUACCUGGCACUCCAUGUCGACUCCCCGCGCCACUAUCAGUGGCUCCUAAGCAGCUACGGCCCUUCGCUGCGGGAUGUGCUGCUCACCCCCUCCAUGACUCCCCUCACAGAGGAGCACUGCAAAGCCGUGCUGCGCCGUGUCCUCCUGGCACUCGAUCAUCUGCACCGCAUGUCCACGUACGUACAUGCCGACGUCAGCCUCGGCAAUGUCUUGACUUCAUCGUCAAGCUGGGACGACGUUGUGCUGGGAGACCUGGAGAGCGUGACCCCGAUCGGUACGGUGCCUAGCAGGUGCCUUGGGUCGUACUUCUUCAUGGCGCCGGAGAGACUAGUGGAUGGCGCACUGCCUCUCUGCCCUCACGACGACGUUUGGGCGUUCGGCGUCGUUUGCUACAACCUGCUGACGUGGGACGUGGCGCAUCCAUGGUGCACUCUAGGGACGGAGGCCGAUUACUCAGAGAACUACUGGGCUUUGUUGGAUCUCAUGUCUAAGGCGAAGGACGUGCCGCCGUGCCAACUCUUGCUGCAGUCGCCCCUGUCACGGUGCUCCAAAGAGGCGUUGGCGUUUGUUGGGGCGUGUUUGGGUUGGGAGCCGGCGUGUCGGCCUUCUGCUGCGGAGUUGCUACAGCACAGCUGGAUGCUUUCCCCAUAA
This is a messenger RNA of Leishmania braziliensis MHOM/BR/75/M2904, 837 nucleotides long. Its product is annotated as putative protein kinase. The transcript has a single exon. Lineage: Eukaryota; Euglenozoa; Kinetoplastea; Trypanosomatida; Trypanosomatidae. The record is from RefSeq and is a predicted model, not a curated record. The coding region runs from base 1 to 837 and encodes 278 amino acids. Gene Ontology annotation, biological process: protein phosphorylation. Gene Ontology annotation, molecular function: protein kinase activity; ATP binding.